Molecule: messenger RNA, 872 nt
Organism: Melanotaenia boesemani (Boeseman's rainbowfish)
Lineage: Eukaryota; Metazoa; Chordata; Actinopteri; Atheriniformes; Melanotaeniidae
Gene: tomt
Product: transmembrane O-methyltransferase
Exons: 4
Coding region: 1-780 (259 amino acids)
Biological process (GO): dopamine metabolic process; catecholamine catabolic process; developmental process
Molecular function (GO): catechol O-methyltransferase activity
Source: RefSeq, a predicted model, not a curated record
AUGGUGUCGCCAGCUAUUGCUUUGGCCUUUAUCCCCCUCCUGCUGACAAUGAUUAUUCGGUAUCGCUACUAUUUUGUGCUGUUCUAUCGAGCAGUCCUUGUCAGGACAUGGAAAGACUGCGUUACUGGUUUGAGUCGGGAGGAGCGUGCCUACCAGUAUGUUCUCACUCAUUCCACUCCAGGAGAUCCGGAUAGCAUCCUGGAUGCCUUUGAUUUCUGGUGCAGCAAAAUUGAGUAUAUCAGCAACAUUGGGCCUAAAAAAGGGCAAAUCUUGGACCGCCUGCUAAUGGAGCAGAGCCCUUUGACAGUGCUGGAGCUGGGGGCCCAUUGCGGAUACAGUACUGUGCGAAUAGCCCGAGCUCUGCCUCUGGGGGCCAGGCUCUACAGCAUUGAGAUGGAUCAGAGAAAUGCUGCCAUAGCUGAGAAAAUCAUCCGCCUGGCUGGGUUUGAUGAUGACACAGUGGAGCUCAUCAUUAGUCCAUCUGAUGAGGUGAUCCCUCGGCUGCGGUCAGACUACAAUUUAGAGAGGCUGGAUUUUGUCUUUAUGGACCACUGGAAGAAAUGCUACCUGCCUGACCUUCAGAUGCUUGAGGGCUCUGGUCUGCUCGGAAAAGGAUCUAUGAUUUUGGCUGACAAUGUUUUAUUUCCCGGGGCUCCAAAAUUCCUCCGACACAUUCGAAAGAGUGGCCUGUAUGAGUGGAAAAUUCACAGAGCCACACUAGAAUAUAGCAAGGGCAUCAGGGAUGGUAUGGCUGAGCUGGUCUACGAGGGAGUCAAAUAGACCAGGUUGUCUCACACAGGAACAAGCAAUCGUUCACCUUUUAAAGUCUGACCCAAGAAAUAAAGAGCAGAAAAUUAAAUUCUUUUUCAAAU